CUUUCAGAUAUCCUGACACGCAUAAGUAGGAUCCAGAUCACAGAUAGAUCUAUGAACGCCACAAUGAGUGACAAAACCGCCGAAACUGUGGUAUCACAGGUCGAUGGCACACGCUCAAACGACAUGGUUGAUACAAAUAUUGGCGUAGACAAAGCACACGACGUUACCAACGCAGGAUUAGACUCAACGAUGCCGUCUGAAGAGCUUGUUAUGAAGGACGCAAGAGAAGCACCCCCAGCGACAACGAGUGAUGUGGCGCAGUUGACCGAAGAUGUAGUCGAUAAGGCGGGGGUUGCAUACAACGAACUAGCCAUUAAAGCAGUCAUUGAAUCCACACAAAGCAGAGUAUCAUUGUCCACCACACAGGUGCCAGAGACGAACCACUCAACAGCCGUACACACACGAGAUGAUAAUAUCAAUACAGAUACUUAUCCACCCACACUAGCCGAAAAUGUAGAUUUGAACCAUACCACAAGCAACACACGAGAUGAUAAUAUGAAUACAGAUACUUCUCCACAAACACUAGCCGAAAAUGUAGAUUUGAACCAUACCACAAGUAACACACGAGAUGAUAAUAUGAAUACAGAUACUUCUCCACACACACUAGCCGAAAAUGUAGAUUUGAACCAUACCGCAAGUAACACACGAGAUGAUAAUAUGAAUACAGAUACUUCUCCACACACACUAGCCGAAAAUGUAGAUUUGAACCAUACCACAACCACUCGGGGUGAUUCGUCAAAUACCUUAGAUGUCAGGAUCGGACCUUCACAACAUGCAGAGUACGCUAAAAGUACUGGUGAAAACAAUGCCUUUCACAGAAUGCAGACGAAAUUUGAAGCUAGCUACAUACCACACACGAGCAGUCAGGAGACAAGACAGCUUCCAUUCUCUCAAAAUACAUCAAUGCUGGAAGCCGCCGAGCUGCUAAGCAGUGUCUCUCGGGUUUCACACGCAAAUGAUGCGAGCAGAUCAGCUAUCCCAGCGUACACGAAUGAGGUAACCAGAACAGACAUGCCAGCACACGUAAGUGGUACAAGUAGAUCAGCCAUGACACCACACGUAAGUGAUGCAAGUAGAUCAGCCAUGACACCAUGCGUGAGUGAUGCAAGUAGAUCAGCCAUGCCAAGUAGACCAGCCAUGCCACCACACGUAAGUGGGAUAAACAGAAUAGGAAUGCCACCACACGUAAGUGAUCUCAGCAGAGCGUCUCCAUUCCCAAACGAAAGGGAUACGAGUAGGUCAGCCAUGUCGGAACACAUACGCAGGGAUGUCAGUAGUGCAAUAGACCAGUCCUACGUAAGUGGUGUAGGCAGAUCAGCUGUGCCACCACACGCAAGCAACGCUAUCGGAACAAUGAGCCAAGCACACGAGCGUGCAAGUACUGCUGCAAGGCUACCAAAGGAGAUGCCAUACGCUUCACUACCACACGAUAGUAGCGUGUCUAUGUUGUCACACGAGUGGCGCACGAGCAUACCCUCACACUCUACACCGGUUAUCGAUACAACAACACAAAGGAGUUCGCAUCCAAUGCCAAGCACAGGCAUCCAACAGAAUUCCGCCAGUGAUGAUCCUCGCCCCACACACAUGGCUGCGACUGUGACUGUAGCCACAGGCAGAGUCAUUAAGAAGGGGAAGCAAAGGUCAGUGCCUCGCUUGCUUGCUAGAUACACAGCAACGGAUGACUUCCGAAGCAGGGUCCAGCAGAUGGUGAACGUUCUAGAAUCCCAGCCAGAUCUGCUAGACAGGAUCGUGGCCGGUGCGAGAAAUGAAGUGAGAAAGGUUGUACGCGCUGGCCCGUCUAACCGUCGUUUGUCAGACGAAAGAGAGGAGAAAAUGGCAUCCAAGCUGUACGACUCCGAGUGGGAGAGACGUUUCGACCCCUCGAAGUUUUCGGAGUCUACCAAGCUACUUCGUGAAUCAAUGGAAGCCGCUUUGGCAGGAACGCCUGAAUCAGUCACGAUGAGACCCGAUUUGAAGCGGAUCUGGGCCGAUAUGGGGGAUCCGUAGGGCCCGUACCAUAGUACUGGUGCUCGCCGAAGACCAACGUAUUGUAAGUUCACAUCAUAUUACUACAUAGUACUCGCCAAAGACCAAACGACCACACCAUAGCACUUGUACCGGUCAAAACACCUAUACCAUAGUACUAGCACUCAUCAAGAUCAGCCACUGUACAUUCGUUCCACGACGGAUGAUGGUAUGCAUUCUUGCGGGGAGUACUCAGAACUCGAGCGUCGGUAUUCAAUUCCGAUUUAGCUGCGAUUGGCAGCGCACUGCUUCGGAUGGUUGGGCCCCACUUACGUAGGCUACUGACGAUUCUCCGCAGAGUUUCUGGAUAUAUUGUAGUCCGGCUCUAAUAAGAAACUGGUGAUGUAGAGCGCACUAUAUACAUUCGCACCCC
This is a messenger RNA of Sphaeroforma arctica JP610, 2398 nucleotides long. RefSeq lists its product as hypothetical. Bases 52 to 2007 code for a protein of 651 amino acids. Lineage: Eukaryota; Ichthyosporea; Ichthyophonida. The record is from RefSeq and is a predicted model, not a curated record. The transcript has 4 exons.